Molecule: messenger RNA, 1764 nt
Organism: Medioppia subpectinata
Lineage: Eukaryota; Metazoa; Arthropoda; Arachnida; Sarcoptiformes; Oppiidae
Source: the annotation of a GenBank genome assembly
AUGAAUGCAUUGAUAGCAGUAGUGAUGAUAAUUGGGUGUCAAGUGCUGGUCAGUGAUGGCAAUAUCAUUGAAGACUACCGAGACUUAUGCGGUUAUCAUUACAACUUUGGUGAUCGCAUAUAUCCACUGUUGCAACGGAUCCGCGCGAACCACAAAGACAGCGACCAUUCGGAAGGGUUUCAUCUGACGCCCGACGCGUGUCGAGCGCUGGUUCCGGGCGGACACGACUUCGCGGCCACAACUGUCUACCUGUCGGACGACGACCACUAUCUCUAUGAAUACAUUUCGUGCAAAUCUGUCCGCAAUUUGUCCGGUAAUGGCGUUCUUGAGCUGUCUUUCGGUGGUCAGCCGUUCACGCGUUCGGCCCAUCUGUUUAUCUUAUGGAUCAAAUUGUUGAGUCCGUUUGCGGUCACGACUGGUGGCCAUCGGUUCGCGAUUAACGGAACCGUUGCUAUGAUAUCGCCGGACGAGACCGACAAACAGGUGCUGAUGAAAGACUUGAAUUUUGAUCCCAAAGUGGUAACUCUUGAGAUAUCAACGGAUCCGUUGCUCGACAGCCAAUCAUUUAGUGUGAAGAACUCGUAUCUGAUAUCGUGUCGAAUCAGAACAUUAAAUACUUACGGAUCAAACAAGUACUGCAAACCCGUCGAAGACAACGAACGGAUCCGAUGCGAGUGCAGACAACUGGAGGACGACUACUAUCACAUGUAUUUCGUGGUCACAUUCUGGGCGCUGGCGAUGAUUGUGGCGUUUAAACCGUUGGUAACACUACUCCUGACGCCCGACAGUCACGAGAAGACAGUCUUUCAUCAGACAAUUAAUUGCAGUCCAAAGUCAUGUUCGUAUCAGUACUGCUAUGUCUUACGUCUGGCCAAAGAAUCCAUGGAUACUAUACUCACUGGCGUUACCAUUGAUAUCGAGUUCUUCACUACUGAUCACCAAAGCGUUGCACCUCAGCUCCGGUUCUUAGCCAAUGUGUUGGACAAACGACCGGUCGUUGAUUUGCUGAUAUAUCAAUGGCGUCUCACAGCGCUUCCACCCCUCAAGACCGUCGAGUGCCGCCACUCGGGCGACGAUCUGAAGAUUGUAUUGCUGUCCAUAUCUGUUCACUGUGUUCUGGGAGAGAGGGUUCCGGGCGUCGACUACAAGAUCCAGAAGAAUAUCGUGCGAUACGUGCGGCGCUUCCGACUGAUUCCCGCCGGACAACCGCUGGACGACAUCGAAGACACGCCGCUGAAGGCCCACAUCGGCUACAAUGAGGUCACGCUAUCGACGCUGGAAGUGAUUUGGUUACUCUUCGCGAACAUUUCGUUCGUGGCAUUAAUCGCCACAUUUGUUCAACACGUGUCCGUUAGCCACACAUUGUUGUCCCGAAUGGGCGUUCAAUUCGCGGCGCUGACCGUCGCCGCCGUCGCCGCGCAGACACUGGUUAUCGGUGUCUAUAAGAGUCUACUUCUCGGAGAACUGACACAACAGAGACGAUUGCAAUCGGUUUUUGAGAAACGCUUUCACUAUUCAAUUAUCGCCUAUUAUGUGGCGAUAAGUGUCUGUGCCGUCAGCGCCGGUAUCUAUAUCUGUCUUCUCGCGGAACCAUUUGAUCAAACGUACGGUUGGUUUUGUCUGACAGUCGCCGCCUCGGGAGUGAUGUGUCUUCUGUGGGUCUUUUGCCACCAUUUUUGCGGUUCAUUGUCUUCAAAACCCAAACCAAAUGGUAGUGUCUCUGAACUCACAUACAAUUCUACAUCCGUUUCAUCCGAGAGUUAA